Messenger RNA from Fonsecaea pedrosoi CBS 271.37, 207 nucleotides. RefSeq lists its product as uncharacterized. The transcript has a single exon. NCBI's taxonomy places the organism in Eukaryota, Fungi, Ascomycota, Eurotiomycetes, Chaetothyriales, Herpotrichiellaceae. The coding region runs from base 1 to 207 and encodes 68 amino acids. The record is from RefSeq and is a predicted model, not a curated record.
AUGUCGCCGAACUCAAAGAAAACCAAAUUCCUCAAUAUUCUCGAGAAUAUGGGGUCCUCACUGCGCACAUCUUACAAGGAGAUCGCUUCAAGGCUGCCUGAGCAGCGGGGCCCCGCACCAGAGAGCCCAAAAGCGGAUGUGUGGCGAGGGACGUCGUACUUGCCUUACGGAAUGCAGACUGUGACAGAGGCAUACGAAGCUGGCUAG